AUGUAAUUAAGUAGAGUAAAUUGAAACAAUAAUCAAAAUGGUUCAGUGUGCAAUUAAAUUUGAUAACAAUCCUUUAGCAACCUUUUAUAGUGGAUCAAUUAUACAUGGAAAAGUUGAAAUUAUCUUAGAGAAACCAAUGAAAAUACGAGGUAUUUCAUUAAUUAUAAGCGGGCAAGCAAGUGUUAAAUGGACUGAGAUGGAGCAACAUAUUGAUAACAGUCGUCCACACAAUAACAAGACUCGAACAGAAACAGUUUACUAUACAGCUUCUGAAAGUUAUAUACAUACUAUCACAUAUUUGUGUGGUUCCCCAAAUGAUAGUGAAAUAACUCUUGAUACUGGAAUACACAUAUACACAUUUUCUUGUGCACUUCCACCUCAAUUACCAUCAUCAGUUGAAGGUUGUUAUGGUAAAAUUCGUUAUUCAACUAAAGUUGUAUUCGAUCGUCCAUGGAAAUUUGAUAAAACGUUUACAACUGGAUUUACAGUAAUUCGAGUCAGCGAUCUUAACAAUGAACAUCCGUCAAUCAGAUUGCCAACUACAUUACAAGUUUCAAAGACAUUUUGGUGCUGGCCAUGUGCAAGUAAACCAUUAAUAAUUGAAGUAACUAUACCUCAAUCAGGAUAUGUUUCUGGACAAAAUAUACCUAUAACUGUAAAUUUAUAUAAUGAAAGUGGUCGACCAGUCCAACACAUUGGGAUAUCUUUAAAAAAAAUGAUAAAAUAUCAUAGUGAUUAUCCAACCCAUAAGUAUAAGUUGCAAAAAAUUACUGUUAAAAAAAUUGUCAUUGGUUCAAUACAAAAUUCGCCAAAAGAAGCACUUCACGCUGAUUUAUUAGUUCCUGCUGUUCCUCCAACAUGUCCAACAUCUAUCUGCAGAAUUAUUCAAGUUUAUUAUGAAAUUCGUAUUAAAGCUUUUGUAAGUGGUUUACAUACCAGUCCAUCUCUUACGAUUCCUAUUCAAAUUGGAAAUAUUCCUAUUAUUGACUACACAAAUCAAUCGCAUGGACCCAUUUCCGCUCCUUCAGCUCCAUCUGAUGAUAUUCAAAGCCCAACAACACCCGAAAAUUCUUCAGCUAAUUUUGGAUUGCCCCCACCAACUUAUGAAGAAGCAAUUUAUCUUCAAAGAGUGAAUAUGAACGAAGACGAUAAACACCCGAUUUGUGAAUCUAAUUAUAUCCCAAGGUAUCCAGUUUAUCAUUUUGAACCCUCAGCGCCAUCAUCUACAACGAAAAGCUAGAAUACCCCCUAAACUUACGAAGUAGGUAGGUAGGUACUUACUUGCCCAGGUAUAGGCAGGUGCUUAUAUGGCUAUGUACAAACAAGUACAUAUUAUGUACACAUUUAUGUACAUAUGUAUAUAUAUUUUUGUUUUAUUCUAAAAAAAAUGUAUAAUUAUUAAACAUCUUGUUAUUAAUUACAUGUAAGAAAAAUAAAUGUAUAAAUAAAUAGAAAACAUACAAUCCUUACCGUAAAUAUCAAAUCGGU
This is a messenger RNA of Condylostylus longicornis, 1488 nucleotides long. Its product is annotated as arrestin domain-containing protein 3-like. Gene Ontology annotation, biological process: protein transport. Gene Ontology annotation, cellular component: cytoplasm. The transcript has 5 exons. Bases 38 to 1240 code for a protein of 400 amino acids. NCBI's taxonomy places the organism in Eukaryota, Metazoa, Arthropoda, Insecta, Diptera, Dolichopodidae. The record is from RefSeq and is a predicted model, not a curated record.